GUUUUGUAAUGGUGAAGAUGAUGAGAUGACUGCGGCUCAGGUGGUCAGGAAGGUUGUCUAGUAGUCACGGCGUUGCUCGUCUCUCCGGUUCUUCCUGUCUACAUGUCAAAGUGUCCUUGAGUAAGACUGUAUAUGAGCACUCCAGGGCCUGCGUGAAGUGCUUUGUUCCAUGCUCAUGUUAGAAGCAUUACACAAGUGCCGUUUAUCUAUAAUGAAUGUUAAUGUAUUCAUGAGUUGUUAUUUGUAGGAUUGCUAGUUGAGUAACAUGUUGUUGUUUAAGCGCAGACCUUUCUCACUACAACUGCUAAAUAUGUAUAUGUAAUUCGGCCUAUUUAUUUUUAAACACAUAUUAUUUGUAAAACUGUCAAUGAUGUUUAUAUAAUUGCUGUGUGAUAUCAUGAUCUUCUCUAUGUGUUUCUCAGCUCACUGCCACAGCCGUCAGGUCUGCCAUGUUGCAAGAUUUGUUGACUCCUUUGGUGAACCCUGUCCUCAGCUGGGGAGCUACCUGUCUGUGGAUUACCACUGCAAAGAUGGCCUCACACUGUUAGUGAGUACAGUGGCUGCUGUUUUCAGUGAUGUUACCAUCGGUGUGAAGUGGCUUUUACAUUUGCCCAGAGGAAACAUUAGCUGCAAGCUGAGUGCUGGGGACAGCCAUAUUAUUUAUCUACAAUUUCAAGAGGGGUUGGAGAGCAGUGUGGUGCACAAAUAUACUCAUCCAAGUGUUUUCAAUGUGGCAGCUGAGUGCACCGGCAAUGACAUACACAUUACAGCUCAGAAAAUAAUAACAAUUCAAGAGCCUAUCACUGAGUUUGGAGUCAUCAGGUGCAAUGCUGGAGACUUGUCUUUUCAAGCAGCAAACUGCAAAGCCCUUUAUGGAAAGCCAUUUAAAAUUCAAAUUGAAGUAAAAGCAGGUACAAAUGUGACCUACAGAAUCCAGAGUGAUGAAGUGAUGUUGUCCAGUAUAUCUGUAGUAAGAGGAAUUGUUCCCCAGAACAUCACAGUGACUCCAGGGAUGGUGAAGCAGCUCGGGCCUGGCUGCCACCAGCUGAUCCUUUAUGCAUCUAACAUGGUCACAUUCCCUGAAGUGUCCACAGACCUGCAGGUGUGUGUGCUGGAGGAUGUAACUGGGCUGGAGGCCUCUGUGUUGGCAGUCAGGGGUGACUGUCUAGACUCUCCAGAUAUUACCAUCGGUGUUUCCCUUGAACGAGGAACACCUGUGCUGCUCCUCUUCUCUCUGACUGGGGACAGCAGCUCAUUCUCUGAGACCAGAGAGAUGAAUACAAGGAAGGAAAUUUUUCAUAUUGAACGUCCAAUUCAAGGAUCUUUGCAAGUGGGACUCCGAGCGUGGAACGUCUUCUCCUCUUUGGAAGUGGAUGUGGAUAUGUUGGCUGCCUGUGAUAAAGAUUCUGUCAUUAAACUAAAUGGUCAUAAUGACUAUUUGUUGACGAGACCGAGAGAGAAACAUGUUAGAGUUGUCAGAGCUCCACUCGAAAUCAUUGCAACACCCUCAGAUUCAGUAACUUCCAAAAAUACACCUGUCACACUUUCAAUAAGUGACACUUUUGUACCAGCUGGCUCGGGCAAACGAUGCCAGUGGUUACACUUGCUAUGCCUGUCUGUUCUUAGUGAUUUCUGGAACAGUGGGUCCUUGAUUUCAGACAGAGAGAAUCCCUGUAAAUGCCAAGGAAGUUGGGUGACAUUGACUCACAUUAUUCGACGAAACUGCCUGCCAGAUCCAUUUCAGUUUAAUAAGUAUCAUUUCAGUGUGAUUGAUCAAGACAAUGCCAUAAAGCGCACUAAAUCCAUAUGCAUCACCUAUACCCCCAAUAGUAACCUCCCAGAUUGGCUAAGUCUCAAGUGUAUUGAAGGCUGUAACUCAAGAAACAAGAACAGAGAUACAAAAAUUAAACUGAAGUGUAAGAAAAAUUGUCCAGCAGUUGUGUGGAAUAUUGAGGAUGUACGAGACGACAAGUUCUGGCCAGCUGAGACAAGGAGCUGCUACCAAAGAGCAAAGACAAGGCCACUUACAGAGAAACAGAAUGGUGGGACUGAAUACACUGUGAAACGAACCACACUUGCACUGGCCAAGUCUAAGGGUCAGAAUGUCAUUGUGGUGAUAACUUCUGAUGUUGUACCUAUUUACGCAACAUACACCAUAGAGACAUCGCCUAAAGAGAAUCCAGUUACUACCACCAAAAAACCAGCUACCACUGUUAAAGAAAAUGCCGGAGGAAGCCAAGAAAAACCUGAUACCACUAUUGGCCCUGCCACUACAUCACCUGGCACUAUCAAUGCUAACACUGUCACUGCUACCCCUGGUGGUACAACUCCACAAGUCACCAACAAGAAUUCUGAUGGCCUCUCAUGUAGCAUAUCACCAAAGAGUGGUACAAUACUUGAGGCUUUCGAUAUAACUUGCAAUACUGAAAUUCCCUGUCCUAACUGUCGGUAUUGUUUUAAGACUGAAGGUAAGCAUGUGCGUUGCAGUAAGAACAAUGAGGUGAAGUCUGUAUUCCUUCCUCUUGGAGACAGCAGCUCCAACUACAAUCUGAUUAUUACAGCAACUGCAAAAAAUAACGGCUUUGUAGCAAACACCACUAUUACUACACAGGUGCUGGAUUCCACUGCGGCCUCCAGCUCCUCUGUAGACCGUCUCAAGGCUACAGUCAAGAAUGCUGUGGCUCAACUUAAGAAACAAGGCCUACUGUCAGGAGAAACUCUAGGACAGAUCUUCAAUUCUGUUUCCAAUAAAUUGAAUGAACAAACGGAUAAAUCGAAAAAAGAUGAUAGGCAAAAGCUUCGUGAGCAGAUGCUGGACAUAAUGGUUGGUACAGUAAAAGUUGUUCCCAGUAAUAUUCCAGAAGAAGUUCAGGUCAUAGCCAGUGGACUUGCUGCUGUCGUCCAGAAAGGCGCUGAACUCAGUGUCCCUGCUCAGGAAGAGGCUUCAGUAUUGUUUGCAAAUCUCAGCUUGUCUCUCCUCCACAUGGGUGUGAAAAAAAGUGAAGAAAACAAGAAACAAAUAUAUAUUGCAGCCAGCACUAUUGUGGAAGGAGUGAGCAAUAUCCUGGACUAUUCUUCCAAUGUGAGUUGUUUAACCUUAAUACAUGCUGGUCAGAUAAAAAACAUCUCUGAUGCCCUUCUCGUUGCUCUGUACAAUACACAGAGCGCACUGUUAACAUUUAAAGAGACAAAUGAGGGGCCAACUAUUAUCCAGCAAGCUCAUAUUGGUGUGUUUGUUAAUAGAGUGACACCAGCAACAUUGCGCCUGGAGUCUAUAAAUAUUCCCAACUGUUCCUGCCCCACAUUUUCUCUCCCAACCCUACCUUCAAACCUGUUUCCUUCGGAAGAACCAGUGGAUAUACGAAUGCUGAGUUUAGAUAAAAAUCCGUUUUCCUGGAAUGAAAGAGGGAACAUCAGCAGCUUAAUAGGUGGUUUAUCCCUCACAACAAAAGAUGGCUCCAGUAUCCCUGUGAAAAACUUGAAUGAGGAUAUAGAGAUUAUGUUGCCAAGGCCUGCUGGAGAGCAGGUGAACACUUCUGUGUUGGACCUGAGGAACUACAGCACAACAAACAUAGACAUUCCUUCAGCUGACACUACAUUGGUGUUAAAGAUGGUGCCUUCAGAGGAGCCUUUACCCUUCAAACUGUUCCUUGGUCAUACGGACUACCCAACCGAAACAAAUUAUGUAGCCAUGACAGAGAUGCCUCACCAGGGAACAACACAAGAGGAGAGAUACACUUGGCUACUAGACCCUAAGAACUUAAAGGGAAACACUGGAACGCAUUACCUUGUAGUGAGGCCCAUAGUGGGCCCAGGAGUAAAAUUCAUCAAUGCCAAUUUGUCAAUAACCGCUAUUGCUACUGCAUGUAAAUUUUGGGAUGAAUCACUUUUGGAUUGGAGUGAUUAUGGAUGCAGGGUUGGUGUUCAGACCACGCAUUUAGUCACCCAGUGCCUCUGCAACCACUUAACCUUCUUUGGAAGCUCUUUCUUUGUCACUCCUAACCUUGUUGACCCAUCACGCACUGCUGAGCUGUUUGGGACCUUUACUGAAAAUCCUGUGGUUGUGUGCUUCGUGGGGGCAAUCUUUGUAGCUUAUCUUCUGGUGGUUGUGUGGGCACGACGAAAAGAUGUUCAAGACACCGCCAAGGUGAAGGUAAGUGUGUUGGAGGACAACGACCCCAUGGAUGAGUACCGCUACCUGUUGAGUGUUAGCACUGGUCAUCGGAGAGCAGCCGCCACUUCCUCUCAGGUGACAAUAACUCUGCUGGGUGCAGAAGGAAACAGUGAGCCACACCACCUGAUAGAUCCAAAGAAAUGUGUGUUUGAGAGAGGUGCGGUGGAUAUGUUCCUGCUAACUACCCCCUUCUUCUUGGGAGACCUGCAGAGCAUCAGGCUGUGGCACAACAACUCAGGGAGGCAUCCUGCCUGGUAUGUAAGCAAUGUCCUGGUGCAGGAUUUACAGACUGGGCAGAAAUGGCAUUUUCUGUGCAACUCCUGGCUGGCCAUAGACAUGGGGGAUUGUUCCCUUGAUAAAGUUUUUCCUGUUUCGACAGAUAUGGAUUUGAAAAGGUUCAGUAAUUUGUUCUUCAUGAAAACAACAAGGGAUUUCAGUGACGGACACCUUUGGUACUCUGUAAUAAGUCGACCACCUAGCAGCACCUUCACUUGUGUUCAGCGAGUGUCCUGCUGUUUCUCCCUACUGCUCUGUACCAUGUUGACUAGCAUCAUGUUCUAUGGCAUCCCAACAGACCCUUCUGAGCAGACCAUGGACCUGGGUCACUUUGAAUUCACCUGGCAACAGCUCAUGAUUGGAGUUCAGAGUUCUCUUAUGAUGUUUCCAUUGAAUAUUCUCAUUGUUAGCAUCUUCAGAAACACUCGUCCUUGGGAGACAUCUUGUUGCAAGCGCAAGCCAGAAAAAUCGAUUGCACUUGAGCAGGAGAAUACUUCACAGACUCGUUCCUCACAGACUGCCACUGCCAACGUGAACAUCAUUGUCACUUUAGAUAGUGUCAUCAAGGAUAUCACAAGAAUCGCCCACUCACUCUCUGAGACUGUGAAAAGCAACAUCCCAUGCACAGACUCUGAAUUUGGACCAGGACAACAAGUUGAUAUCAAUGCUGUCCUUUCUGUGGUGGAAGACUUCAUCAAACAGAACAACAAAAUCAGUGACAACACCCAGUCCACAACACAGAACCUUCACAACUUUGACCAGCCUCAGCUACCAGAAAACAGUGCUAGUGUGCAUCCUAAGACAGCAGUGGAUGGAAUACAGAAGAAAAGCAACAAAACCCAGUAUCUAUACCGGCAGCUGUGUCACAUUGACAGAGAGCUGAGUCUGCUGGGAUCCUCCGGAUUCCCAACCCCACACAGCUACAGUCAGGCUUUGCACCAAGUCCAGGGCAUGAAGGGCUUCCUGGAAGAUCAGCUCUUUACAUCCAGCUGCAUGAACCAAGAUGAACUCACCCAGAAAAACUUUGCAGACAGCAGAGACGGUGAUGGUAAUCAGAAGAAAAGGGUGUGCUGUCAUGGAGGGCUACCCUGGUGGUUUAUUUUUGUCGGCUGGCUGCUAGUGAUCGCAACCAGUUUUGUAUCGGGAUAUUUCACAAUGCUUUAUGGGCUGAAAUUUGGAAAGGAACGCUCUAUAAGCUGGCUGAUAUCCAUGAAUGUCUCCUUUUUUCAGAGUAUCUUUGUUAUUCAACCACUGAAGGUGCUGGGUCUCGCAGUCUUCUUUGCGCUUGUAAUAAAGAAAGUUGAAGAGGAGGAUUUAGAAAAUGUGGCGUUAGAAGGAAAUGACAGGAAUCCAGAUGACUGUAAGGGAACACAAACAGUCGGACGGGACAGCAGUCUUUAUGAGCCACCUCCUCCUGCAGACAUUGAGAAGAUGAGGAUGAACAAGAUAAAGGAACAGAAAGCCUUUGCCCUCCUCAGAGAGAUUUUGACCUACAUUGGGUUCAUGUGGAUGUUGCUGCUGGUGGCGUACGGCCAGAGAGACCCAAAUGCUUUCUUCCUGAACCAACACAUUCGGGAUAGCUUCAGUGAAGACGUCUCAGACAGCAUGAGUCUUGGGGACGUGUUCACUUGGGCCAACACAUCUCUACUCAGUAACCUCUUUGGAGUUUAUCCAGGAUUUAUCACAGAUGGAAACUCCAAACUAGUGGGCAAUGCCCGUCUUCGUCAAGUGAGAGUGCAGAAGAACUCUUGUGAGAUUGCAGACUGCAUGCUCCUCUUUGUGCCAGAUUGUCAUGCUUCAUAUUCUUGGGAGGUGGAGGACAUGGGCUCCUAUGACCCAGGCUGGAAUCACUCUACGAGAGAUAAUAUCUCUAUGAGCACCUUUAGCCCCUGGAAGUACCAGACAGAGGCUCAGCUGAGAGCUUACCCUGUCUGGGGCCAAAUGGUGCUCUACAGAGGAGGAGGCUUUGUCGCGGAGCUCGGCCCAGAUUCACAAAAUGCCAGCAGGACCCUUGAGUAUCUAUUCACAAACAAAUGGCUGGAUGUAUACACAAGGGCGAUCUUUGUUGAGUUCACCGUUUAUAAUGCUAACGUUAACCUCUUCUGCAUCGUGACGCUCUUGUUGGAGACCACAGCUGUAGGAGCAUUUCAGUUCCACAGUGAGCUUCGGACUGUUCGUCUUUACCAGUCAACUGGCGGUCUUCACAUCUUCGUUAUGGCUGCUGAGAUCAUAUACUUGCUUUUCAUCCUCUAUUACAUGUUCCUGCAGGGUAAACUGAUGAAGCAGCAGCGGUGGGCGUAUUUCAGGAGCAAGUGGAACCUUCUUGAGCUAACUAUCAUCAUACUGAGCUGGAGCGCCGUGGCUAUCUUCAUCAAGAGGACUCUGCUUGGGAAUCGUGAUAUGACCUACUACCAAAAUAACAAAGACCAAUUUCCCAGUUUUUACGAGACGGCCACAGCUGAUUCUCUGCUUCAGUAUCUGAUUGCCUUCCUGGUGCUGCUCGCCACAAUCAAACUGUGGCAUCUGCUAAGAUUGAACCCCAAGAUGAACAUGAUCACAGCGACACUGCAGCGAGCCUGGAGUGACAUAUUGGGUUUCCUUGUGAUUAUUGUGAUCAUGUUUAUGGCAUAUGCCAUUCUGUGCAACGUGAUUUAUGGCUGGAAGAUGUCCUCUUACAGAACUUUAUUGGAUGCUCUCCUGACCAUGAUCAGCCUUCAGAUAGGCAUCUUUAACUAUGACGAGGUUUUGGACUACAACCUUCCGCUUGGUGCAUUCCUUAUUGGUUCCUGUAUUGUGUUCAUGACCUUUGUGGUGCUCAAUCUCUUCAUCUCAGUGAUCCUUGUGGCAUUCGAUCAGGAGCAAAUAUAUCACAAGCCCUCAGAGGAGGAGGAGAUUCUCGACCUAAUGUUGAAGAAAAUCUGCAGUCUUUUUGGGAUCAGAUACCAAGUUACAAAAGACACCCCGGGGCCUGACAUGAACAGCAGCAGUGGUUUGAGCCUUAAUAACAGCCGAAAUGUUCCUAGAAAUUCCUCAGUUGAUGUAAACAAUAUUCAGACAUCUGACAACUCUGUAAAUCUCUAGGAAUAUACUGCAGCUUUAUGUGUAUGUGUUUCAUAUUUGGUUGUUUUGUAUGCACUAAUAUCCACUUUCUCAUGUUCAUUAUUCUGUCUUUCAAGGUCAGAGCAUGCUGUGCUGUUUUUUGAAAAUGAUGUGAUAGAUAAUUAUCACAUACAGAAUUAGACUGCCAAUUGCAGGUGUGAAUGAGAUGUUUGCUCAAAGGAUAUUUUAUUCAUAGCAUGUUUUUUUUUUCUCCUAUGACUAUUCCACUCAGCUGCACAGAGAGAAAGUGAUAUAUUUCAGUGUAUACACACACACACACACAUAUACUUACAUAUUCACCAAAUCACUUGUUACAGGUGUGACUCCUAAUUAAUGAUCAGGUGAGACACAACUGACACAUACAAAUGCAAAUACAAAUUAAUAAAAGUUCCAAGAGUAGAAAAAUUACAUCCUAGCAGGUACAGACACAAAUUGUUUAAACCCUAACCCUGACUUGUAAAAUAUCUUAAAGGGGACAUAUUGUGAUUUUUUGCUGGUUUUCUACUUCUUAUUUACUGGUAUGAUGUCAGACAUCUAUGAUAAACAUGGUAAAAGUUCCAAAACUUGAGGUGAAUGUGUGUAGAAAUGCUACCUGCAAGUCAAGCCCAGGCUUCAACCUGCUCUGAACGCUUUGUUUGCAACAUUGGUUGGUUUGUUUACGUAGCCUCGAGUGGCAGGAAACUGUCUGUGAUGUAAUUUCCAGAAUCUAACCAAUCAGAACAGAGUGGGCUCAUCGGGAGGGGGGCCUUAAAGAGACAGUAGCUAAAACGGCCUGUUUCAGACAGAGGCUGAACUGAGGGGCUGCAUGAAGGACUAGUACAAGAUAUAUAAGGACUUUUUAUAACUGUAAAUCAUGUAAAGAUAUUCCAGUAGAGCCCCAGAUUAAAAAUAUAGAUCUGUAAAUGUGCAUGAUAUGUCCCCUUUAAAGAAGAAAUUAACUAAUCAGUAUAAAAACCUGAAGAAAAGGAGAUACGUCAUCUCACGCACUGUAUAUAUUUAAUCUUAAAUGUGUGUUCCACACUAAAAAAGCAUGUCUGAUUCCUGUUUGCAUAUUACUUUCUACACAUAUAUGUUCAUGUCACAAUUGGUUUAGUAUAACUUAUAUUUAACUCAAAAGUAAAAUAUAAAAAUAAAUAUAAAGUUAUUGCACCAAAACAUAUUUGCUAAAAUUAAGAAAAUAAACAUAUGUAUAGGUUUAUUCCAAUGCAUGCUAUAAUAGAGUUUCUCAUUUUGUCUUGUAUUUGUUGAGUACAUACAUAUAUUUGUUCUGUGAGAAUUGUGUAGUUUAAUGUUUUUGGUCAAUUAAAAAGCUCUAUAGCUGACACUCUAUUACCAUUUCUUUUUGUUAUGUACAGUGGUGAUGGUGACGGUUUAGAGUCAAAAUUUAUUUUAUGCAUGUUUUUCACUCUCUUAAAAUUGUUCAUAAAAGUGUCAGAUAAGUAUAUUAAAUAAAAAGGUGUGACUGCCAUUUCUCACAUCAUGUUGAUAAUACUCCUAAUACUUCUUUUUUUAAGUCAGUCCAUUUUCCAGGUGCCUCUUUUAUAUUUAUAUUUUUGAUAACCACUGUUCCGAUAAUAUCCAUAAAGCAGAGAUAGCCUUGUCAUGUGGGAAACGCAUACUGUAAAUAAAGGGGAAAUCAUGUUUACUGAGCAAAACUGGUGAUACAGACCAUAAUGUUAAACGUACAAGUUGACAGUUUACACUAUCACCUCCUAAAAUGAUCACAAACAAGGAGAUACUGUCAGCACCUGACUAACCACACCAGAUUACAGUACCUAUAUGUUCACGAAUAGCCAUGGUAGAUUUUCAUCAAAGCCUGUUGCAGUGAG
Messenger RNA from Thunnus maccoyii (southern bluefin tuna), 9378 nucleotides. RefSeq names its product polycystic kidney disease protein 1-like 2. Gene Ontology annotation, biological process: detection of mechanical stimulus. Bases 398 to 7531 code for a protein of 2377 amino acids. The transcript is spliced from 42 exons. Gene Ontology annotation, molecular function: protein binding; calcium channel activity; calcium ion binding. The record is from RefSeq and is a predicted model, not a curated record. Gene Ontology annotation, cellular component: membrane. Lineage: Eukaryota; Metazoa; Chordata; Actinopteri; Scombriformes; Scombridae.